AAAAAAAAAAAAAAAAAGGUCCGCAGGAUGACCAGCCCCGCGUGCCGUGCGUGAAUAAACACAUACAGGUCCGAAGCUGUAAACAGUUAAACAAAAAAAAAGAAGAAGAAGAAAGAAAAGAAAGGAAAACAGAAAAAGAAGAAAAGGGGAAAAAAACCUUAGAGCGUGAGGGCUCGGCGGAAACUGGAAAACUUAGGCGCUGUCCAUGGUGCUGAAUUUGAAUAGCCCCUCGCCGUCCCCUUGGGCCGUGGGGGGACCGGCGACCCCGCUGUGAAGCAUCACAUUGUUCGGCGACCUGCUCGUACCUGAGCUCACCGGAUGAUCGAUGAUCCGGAGGUCGGUGGUGAUGGUGUACGAUUUCAACCGGCAGCUUUAGAAGGAUAGCAGACUCGGUCUCGGUUCGCACGGGAGCAUGGAUGAAGGACUUGUGGGAUUAAAAGCCCGAAUGAAGACAACAUGUCUCUGAGGAGGCGGCUCGCUACGUACUUUCACAGGUUAUCUGUUUACUGACCAGAUCGAGCCCGAUUCAGCCAGAAGCAGCAGGAGGAGCAGGAGUCUCAUUCACUCAUCCCUCCAUUCAUGAGAGGAAUUUCAACACGUUGCAAAAAAGAUGAACUGCUGUAAUUUAGUAACCCUUCAAUAAUAGGAGAUUUGCAUUAAAAAAAUAUAUUAACAUUAAUCUAAGAAGAGCAAAUACAUCCACCAAGGCAUGGCUCGUCUUCUUGUUUUUGUCAACUCCGUGGUCCUGUUGCUUUUUGGCAGCGAUGUGUUCUUGGUGGGAGCAAACCGGCCACCAGCUCCUGUCAAUGUGUCUGUCAUGCACCUGCGAGCCGACUCGGCAACUAUAUCAUGGGAAGUUCCAGAGGGGGACAUAAUAAUUGGUUUCUCCAUCUCACAGCAGAGGCAGGAUGGACACAUGCAGCGAUUCAUCCGGGAGGUCAACACAACCAGCCGUUCUUGCGUUCUUUGGGACCUGGAGGAGGAUACAAACUAUAUCAUUCAGGUCCAGUCUAUUGGCCUCUAUGGCGAGAGUCAAGCCAGCAAGAAGGUCCAUUUUCAUACCCUUAAGAAGUCAGACCGCUUCCCUUCCAACAGCUCCAACCAAGAUGACCCCACUGUGCAGGGACUGGACAAGUCUCGACAUCUACAAACUGGAGAGAUGAUCAUAAUUGUCGUGGUCUUGGUUAUGUGGGCAGCUGUUAUUGCCCUAUUCUGCCGGCAGUAUGACAUCAUUAAGGACAACGACUCCAGCAACAAUAAGGAGAAGGCCAAGCCGUCGUCAGAAAGAAGCACGCCAGAGCACCACAGUGGAGGACUGCUAAGGAGCAAGUUUCACCCUUCUGUGCCAUCAAUCAACAUCAUUGAAGUUUGAGAAGAAGAAAGCCAAACUUAAAAUCCCAUCUCUUCUACCAUCAAAGCGUUUCGACCUUUCUCCCUGAUGGGGGGGAUGAAAGUAGAGAAAAGGAGAGAAAUAUACAAGGCUUCUGUUGGUCAUCAGCAGAGAAAAAAAAAAGUGUUGACAAAAUACCUGCAUGCACCCAGUAUUUGUAGGAAAAUGCAACACAAACCGACAGACACACUCCGAAUGCCAUCCAGUAAUCCUAUAGAAAUCCACAAAUGCCUACACACAGAAACACCACAGAGUAAGUACAACAGAAUUCUACUCCUGCGGGUUUAUUGUACAUAGAUUAAUGUUAACCCAUGGUGCAGUUAACAUUGAUGUCUUUGCCAGGUGCUUGGUAUAUUAUUGCAAUACAAUACACACAAUACGACGUAUAAUCUCUGGGAAGCCAGUCUUAGUGACUUUAAAUACGCAGUGUAUUUUUGAUAUUGGCAUGUGCAAUUAGACACCAAGUUCACACGUUAUAGACAAGUGCAAAUAGUAUUAAAAACUGCCUGGUCACUAAUGUAUAUUAUUUUCUGAAUACAGUCAGUAGACUAAUAAGGUGAGAAAGCAAAUACAUUAAUCUAAAAUUAAUUUGCUACAUUUGUUAGUUGUUUUUUUUAACCUAAUAUUAAAAUUGAACUGCCCUGGUCUGGAUGUUUUUCUUCAUACCUCAUGUAAAACAGAUAUCUCUGUACAUACUUCAUCCAUUUCCUAAUAAAGUUGCAUGCAAGUUAUUUGCGUGUAGAAUAGCCUUCAAUGUGCAUUCUAAGCUAGAUGCCCCGAAAUAGGGAAAUAAACAUGAUUGCAGUACAAUUAAGCUCUUAAUGUUUUUAUUCUUCUAUUUUAUCUGCUUUUAGAAAAAGGCACUGUCAUUUAUCAUCCAGUGUUUUAUUUCACAUCUUGUACAUCUUCUGCAAAUUGUAUUUUCUAAAGUGUAAAAUAAAGCUUCUUUUGAAACUCCCA
Neolamprologus brichardi is the source of this 2350-nucleotide messenger RNA. It is a transcript of the gene fndc4a, whose product is annotated as fibronectin type III domain containing 4a. NCBI's taxonomy places the organism in Eukaryota, Metazoa, Chordata, Actinopteri, Cichliformes, Cichlidae. Gene Ontology annotation, cellular component: extracellular region; plasma membrane. The record is from RefSeq and is a predicted model, not a curated record. Gene Ontology annotation, molecular function: protein binding.